Tripterygium wilfordii is the source of this 1298-nucleotide messenger RNA. RefSeq names its product zinc finger AN1 and C2H2 domain-containing stress-associated protein 11-like. Gene Ontology annotation, cellular component: cytoplasm. The record is from RefSeq and is a predicted model, not a curated record. The coding region runs from base 156 to 1016 and encodes 286 amino acids. The transcript is spliced from 2 exons. Gene Ontology annotation, molecular function: zinc ion binding. NCBI's taxonomy places the organism in Eukaryota, Viridiplantae, Streptophyta, Magnoliopsida, Celastrales, Celastraceae.
UUAUUUCAAAAAUCAAGACAAACUAGAGAACGAGAGAAGACUUCCACUUCCCAUUCAUUCACCGACGACUUCGGAUUCCGCGGUUUCUCUCUCGUUCUCCGCCCUUUUUUCGGGAUUUGAGUUUUUUUUCGGAGGAUUCGGGAUUCAAAUUCCAGAUGGGAACACCCCAAUUCCCAGAUCUCGGAAAGCAUUGCACUGUCGAGGAUUGCAAGCAAAUCGAUUUCUUGCCUUUUACCUGCGACCGCUGCCGCCAGGUGUUCUGUUUGGAGCACCGUAGCUACGUUAAACACAAUUGUCCAGCAGCUGAUAGAAAAAACGUAACUGUUGUCAUCUGCCCACUUUGUGCAAAAGGGGUUCGCCUGAAUCCUGAUGAGGAUCCAAACAUCACUUGGGAGACUCAUGUCAAUUCUGAGUGUGACCCUUCGAAUUAUGAGAAAGUCACGAAGAAGAAGAAAUGUCCUGUCCCCGGCUGCAAGGAGGUGCUAACAUUCUCAAACACACUCAAGUGCAAGGACUGCAAUGUAGAUCACUGUUUGAAGCACAGGUUUGGAACUGACCACAAUUGUUCUGGACCACGGAAACCUGAUUCGGGGUUUCCGUUCAUUGGUCUUUUGAAUAGGAUAAGAAGCGAUGUUUCGGAACCUAAGAAAGCUCCUCCUACAUCUUCAUCAAAGUGGGCUGCGAGUUUUCUUAAUGCAGCUUCCAAUGUUCGAGCAUCUGCUGAAGCAGGAAUGACGAAGUUGGGGCAGAUGGCAAGAGAUGGGUUGGGGUCAAGUAGCAGCAACGGGAGAGGAGAAACUGCUCAAACGGAGGAGUGUCCUCAGUGUGGUGCAAAGUUUUCUUCGGUAACGACGCUGGUAGAGCAUGUGGAGAAGGUCCAUGAAAAGAAAGGGAAUCAAGGUCAUGUAAACAAGGUUACAAUAGACGCAUGCCCAAAGUGUAGUAAAGGAUUUUGUGAUCCAGUGGCCCUAGUUGAGCACGUUGAGAGGGAUCAUGGUGGUACUUCGAAAGCUUAGAAAGAUUUGAUCACCAAACAAAGUACUCUCCCUUACAAACUUGUACUUUUAAGUCACAUUUUUUCGUCGAUCGAGGCUCAAUGAGAGUAAAUAACUUCUGAGCACGUCAUUCAAAUUGUAGUGGCUCAAUCUGUAAGCUAUCAGUUCGCCUUAGCUGCUGAGAGCCAAAUUGAUCUUUUGUAUUUUCACUAUUGUUCAACUUGUUGAUUCUAUAAUUAAACACAUUUUGGUGUGAAAGAUGUUGAAGAUCAAGAAGGUUCCCACCAACAAUUUGGAGUUGAA